Striga hermonthica is the source of this 1386-nucleotide messenger RNA. The record is from the annotation of a GenBank genome assembly. Lineage: Eukaryota; Viridiplantae; Streptophyta; Magnoliopsida; Lamiales; Orobanchaceae.
AUGGGGUUUUCCUUGUGCCCCCAACCACUUAAUUCUUCUUUCAUUCAUCAUCGAUUCCGGCCGUCCAUUCCGCUGGGAUUUUACAGGACGAAGGUUUCGUGUCCGCGAGCAAUGCAGCAAGGAGAGGAAACUGAGAAUGCGGGAAAAGUGUCGGUUCCUCACGUGUUGACGGUGGCUGGCUCCGAUUCCGGCGCCGGCGCCGGCAUCCAAGCCGACCUCAAGGCUUGUGCCGCGCGCGGUGUUUAUUGUUCCACCGUCGUCACCGCAGUCACAGCUCAGAACACCGUCGGUGUACAGGGUGUGAAUAUCGUCACUGAGGAUUCCGUUAGGAUGCAGUUGACGUCGGUGCUAUCUGAUAUGCACCCUGAUGUUGUCAAAACAGGUAUGCUGCCUUCACCUGGAAUAGUCAAGAUCCUCUGUGAAAGCCUCAAGGAAUUCCAAGUGAGAGCUCUGGUGGUAGAUCCUGUCAUGGUAUCUACAAGUGGUGAUGUGCUGGCUGGUCCCUUGAUUCUGUCGAGCCUAAGGGAGGACCUUCUUCCCCUGGCUGAUGUAGUAACGCCAAAUUUAAGAGAAGCAUCUGUUCUACUUGGUUGUGCACCAUUGAAAACAAUUGCUGAUAUGCGUUUUGCUGCAAAGUCUAUACAUGAUUUUGGCCCUCGAAAUGUACUUGUGAAAGGAGGUGACCUUCCUGCAUCAUCUGAUGCUGUCGAUGUCCUGUUCGAUGGUAAGGAGUUCCAUGAGUUCUGCUCAGCCCGGAUAAGGACUUCAAAUACCCAUGGAACUGGCUGUACUUUGGCUUCAUCUAUAGCUGCUGAGCUAGCUAGAGAAGGUGGCGCUACAAUAGUUCAACUAAGAGAGAAGGAUCUCGACACCGGGGAUUUUCUAGAAGCAGCCAGGACAUGCCUCAAAAUAUGCCGGGCCCAUAACGUGCCUUUCCUCAUUAAUGAUCGUGUUGACAUCGCCCUUGCAUGUGGGGCCGAUGGGGUCCACAUUGGCCAGUCGGACAUGCCAGCUCGUGUGGCCCGGGCCCUCCUCGGCCCGGACAAAAUCAUCGGUGUCUCGUGCAAAACUCCCGAGCAAGCCGAGAGAGCAUGGACCGAUGGGGCCGAUUACAUCGGGUGUGGCGGAGUGUACCCGACAAAUACGAAAGAGAACAAUGUUAGUGUGGGAUUGGAUGGGCUGAGAAAGGUUUGUUUGGCUUCGAAGCUGCCGGUAGUGGCAAUUGGGGGGAUCGGGGUUUCUAAUGUGGGGGCCGUUGUGGGGCCCGGCCUGCCGAACCUGAGAGGGGUUGCGGUUGUUUCGGCGAUUUUCGACCGGGAGUGUGUUUCGAGCGAGACCCGGAAUUUGAUGAAAGUGAUAUUGGACUCGAUGGAUGGUGCUAAGUGA